AUGGCGGUGGAAUACGAAUGUUGCAGUAGCGGGUUCUUCAUUCAUAUAGCGCUGAUCGUGCUGUUGGUGCUGUUCGCUGGGCUAAUGUCUGGCCUCACCUUGGGGCUCAUGUCCAUGAGCCUCGUCGAUCUCGAGGUCCUCGCCAAGUCCGGCACCCCCAAGGAUCGCAAAUACGCCGCGAAGAUAUUGCCUGUUGUAAAAAAUCAGCAUCUGCUGCUCUGCACCCUACUAAUUUGCAAUGCUGCUGCAAUGGAGACACUUCCUAUUUUCCUAGAUGGUCUGGUAACAGCUUGGGGUGCGAUCCUAAUUUCAGUGACACUGAUUCUUCUGUUUGGUGAGAUUAUACCACAAUCUAUUUGUUCCCGAUAUGGUUUGGCGAUAGGUGCAACAGUGGCUCCAGUUGUGCGCAUUCUUGUCUGGAUUUGCAUUCCUGUUGCAUAUCCAAUUAGCAAGCUAUUGGACUUUCUGCUGGGCCAUGGACAUGUAGCUCUAUUUCGCAGAGCUGAGUUGAAAACACUUGUAGAUAUGCAUGGUAAUGAGGCUGGAAAAGGUGGAGAGUUAACACAUGAUGAGACAACAAUUAUUGCCGGAGCACUUGAGCUCUCCGAGAAAACAGCUAGUGAUGCCAUGACGCCUAUAGCCGAAACUUUUGCAAUUGAUAUCAAUGCCAAGCUUGACAGGAAUUUGAUGAACCUAAUAUUGGAGAAAGGACAUAGCAGAGUUCCUGUUUAUUAUGAGGAGCCUACAAACAUAAUUGGACUCGUCCUGGUCAAAAAUUUGUUGACGGUUAAUCCAGAAGAGGAAGUGCCUGUAAAGAGUGUCACUGUACGCAGGAUUCCAAGGGUUCCAGAAACAUUGCCGUUAUAUGACAUAUUGAAUGAGUUUCAGAAAGGUCACAGCCACAUGGCUAUUGUUGUAAGACGAUGCAAUAAGAAUGUGGAUCAGACCAACGGUGAUCCUGCUGACAAUCCAGUGAAGGAAGUGAAAGUUGACAUUGAUGGUGAAAAGCCUCUUCAAGAGAAGAUUUUGAAGAGCAAAAGAUCACUGCAGAAGUGGAAGAGCUUUCCCAACACAAACAGUGCAAAUAAUUCAUAUAGGACCGGUUCCAGAAGCAAGAAAUGGACAAAGGAGAUAUAUUCAGACAUCCUGCAGAUUGAUGGCGGUGAGCCACUCCCCAAGCUCCCUGAAGAGGAAGAGGCUGUUGGCAUUAUAACAAUGGAAGAUGUUAUCGAAGAACUGUUACAGGAGGAGAUUUUCGAUGAGACUGAUCAUCAGUUUGACGACUCAUAA
Prunus armeniaca (apricot) is the source of this 1290-nucleotide messenger RNA. The record is from the annotation of a GenBank genome assembly. NCBI's taxonomy places the organism in Eukaryota, Viridiplantae, Streptophyta, Magnoliopsida, Rosales, Rosaceae.